Molecule: messenger RNA, 3705 nt
Organism: Phymastichus coffea
Lineage: Eukaryota; Metazoa; Arthropoda; Insecta; Hymenoptera; Eulophidae
Gene: Top3alpha
Product: DNA topoisomerase 3-alpha
Exons: 12
Coding region: 254-3607 (1117 amino acids)
Biological process (GO): DNA topological change
Cellular component (GO): nucleus; chromosome
Molecular function (GO): DNA topoisomerase type I (single strand cut, ATP-independent) activity; DNA binding; zinc ion binding
Source: RefSeq, a predicted model, not a curated record
UUUUCUGACCUGUGGAACUUAUCUUCAUACAUAUAUAAAUACAUAGUGUUUAUCACUGAGUGUAUAUAGUGAAACACUAAGUGUAUAAAUAAUUAUAAAUAAUUGUAUUUCAUGCACAUCAAAUUAAUGAUUGUUAAGAAUAUUUUGGAUCGAGAUUAACACAUUAUUAUGGAUGUAAACUUCAAACAUAACCUGUUGAUAUUUUUGAUAUUUUUAUUUGUACAUUUUGAAAUGAGCUUAUUUUUAAAAAGUUAUGCAGCUCACAAACAUUUGCUUCAAUUUUUCAAUAAAUAUUAGAAAUAGGUUAGUGUUUAAUGUCAAGAGACAGUUUUCAAGAGAUGCUAAACAAUUAGACUUCCAAGAAAUAACAACAAUGAAAGUGCUGCAUGUUGCUGAAAAAAAUGAUGCUGCCAAAAACAUCUCAGCACAUUUGUCCAGAAACACUUCUCGAAGAAGAGAGGGCAUCUCAAAGUUCAACAAGAUUUAUGAAUGGGAAGCUCUGUUAUUUAAUCAGAAUUGCAAGAUGAUUAUGACCUCUGUUUCUGGUCACUUAUUAACGUAUGAAUUUACUGGUGCUUAUCGCAAAUGGUACGGAUGUCCUCCACUUAGUUUGUUUGAUGCUCCAGUUGUAAAGCAAUGUAUUGAAGAAUCUUCAGAGAAAAUCAAGAGAACUUUGGAAAGAGAAGUGAAAACUUGUGGUGCUUUGAUUAUCUGGACUGAUUGUGACAGAGAAGGUGAAAAUAUAGGCUUUGAAAUUAUCAAAGUUUGUCAAGCUGUUAAACCUAGCAUUAAUAUCUACAGGGCAAAAUUCUCUGAAAUUACGCAAAUUUCAGUUGACAGAGCACUUCGCAAUUUAGAACAACCAGAUCAAAGACAGAGUGAUGCUGUUGAUGUAAGAAGUGAACUAGAUUUAAGGAUAGGUGCAGCAUUUACAAGGUUUCAAACAUUGAGACUGCGGAAAAAAUUUCCCCAGAAUUUAGCAGAUAUGUUAAUAAGUUAUGGACCAUGCCAAUUCCCAACACUAGGUUUUGUAGUAGAAAGGUUUUUAGCUAUUGAAAGAUUUCAACCAGAGCCUUACUGGAAGCUUAAAGUAAUUCAUGAACAAAAUGAUCUUGCUGUUGAAUUCAGAUGGGCACGAAAUAGGCUUUUUGAAAAGCUGCCUUGUGAAGUAUUUUUGGAUAUUUGUCAAGAAAAUCCACAAGCAACAGUAGAGAAAGUAUCCAAUAAACCAAAGAGCAAAUGGAGACCAUUGCCUUUAGAUACCAUAGAAUUGGAAAAACAAGGCUCACGCAAGUUGCGGUUAAGUGCUAAACAAACGAUGCAGAUUGCCGAAAAACUCUAUACCCAAGGCUUUAUCAGUUAUCCACGUACUGAAACGAAUAUAUUUCCUAAAGAAAUGAAUUUAACAACAUUGGUCACCCAGCAAUCAAAUUGUAAUGCUCCUUGGAGCAUUUUCGCUCAACGAAUUCUCGAGGAGGGUAUCAGUCCGAGGCAAGGCAAGAAAAGUGAUCAAGCUCACCCGCCUAUUCAUCCCACCAAGUAUGCUGAUUCGUUGCAGGGUGACGAAGCGCGUGUUUACGAAUUUGUAGUACGACAUUUUUUGGCCUGCAUUUCAAAGAACGCUGAGGGUUUUGAAACCCUUGUAGAAAUUGACAUAGCCGGUGAGAAGUUUGCGACAACUGGUCUCCAGAUCAUUGCAAAGAAUUACCUCGAAGUAUACAUCUAUGAGAAAUGGAAUGCCAAAGAAAUUCACAUUUACGAAAUGGGUCAAACUUUCAUUCCUACUUCUAUUGAAAUGGUCGAAGAGACAACAUCUGCACCGAAUCUUCUUACCGAAGCUGAUCUCAUAGCUUUAAUGGACAAACAUGGCAUUGGUACCGAUGCUACCCAUGCCGAACAUAUUGAGACUAUAAAAUCGAGACAUUAUGUUGGACUGAGGGAUAAUAAGUAUCUGAUUCCUGGGAAGCUUGGUAUUGGUCUUGUUAUGGGCUACGACAGGAUGGGUUUCCAUAUGUCGAAACCUAAUUUAAGAGCCGAGCUUGAAAGUGACUUGAAACUAAUCUGUGAAGGACAAAAACAGCCAGACGAAGUUCGCCAGCGGACAAUCAACAAGUAUCGCGAAGUUUUCCGCGAGGCUCUCGUCCGAGCGAAUAUGAUCGACGAGGCAUUAGCUGAGUAUCUUAAUGAACGUCCAGUCGAAGUUGCGGAAGAGGAAAUAUCAGUCCCAGAUGAAAAUGAGCCUAUUCUGAAGUGCCCAAAAUGCAACUCAAAUAUGGUUAUCAAGACUAAAAGGCAAAACAAUGGGAAAUACAUUGGCUGCAUGGGAUAUCCUACGUGUAACAAUGUUAUUUGGCUACCAGAAACCGUCGAAAAAAUUGAAGUUCUGGAUGAGCGAUGUUCUACAUGCCCUGAAAAUGUGUUAAAAAAAAUUCGAGUAAAGCUAACGCGCAAUGCUUUUUCGGUACUGGGUACAUCAUAUGAGGCGUGUAUAGGUGGCUGUGAUGCAAUGUUUAACGAUUGCAUGAAUAUUAGAAGAAAUUCAGUACGACGACCAAACGCGGGUGAUGACGGUUAUGAUAGCAAUUCAUCAUCGAGUUCUAGUCGAUCACAACAACGAAACCAGUCAACUAACCGAAAUCAAACUUCAUCAAACGGAAAUAAUGCAGGAAACCAAUCGAAUCAGAACUUUGGAGGUAAUCGAAAUAACGAUGCAUCAUGGAACAACAAUAGGAACCAAUCGAACCGAAAUAAUGAUACAUCGUGGAAUAGUAGUGGAUACCAUAGUAACAAUCAAAGCCGAUCGAAUAAUACGUGGAAUCAAAGCUCAACCUCGACCUCUAAUACUAUUGUCACUGACGGAGCCAAUAAUUACAACUGGGCCAAUGACAACAGCGGUGAGAUUGUGUGCAAUUGCCAUGAACCAGCUAAGAUACUGACCGUACGAAAAGAAGGACCCAAUCAAGGACGAACGUUCUAUAAAUGUGCCAAACCAUCAAAUCAAAGCUGCAACUUUUUCCUUUGGGGUACUGAGUCGGAUGCAGCAGGUUCCAGUUCAGCAAUACUAAGACCUGCCGCCAGUAACUGGAAUCAGAAUCAGAAUAAUAGGCAAAAUUUUACUAACAAUAGGCAGAAUAAUCAGAGCUCGACCAAUAUUUCUGGAAACUGGGACGACGACGCCGACGGCUGGCACAACGAGAACGAGGUCACAUGUAAUUGUGGACAGUCGGCGAAAAAGUUAACAGUUCACAAAGAAGGACCAAACAAGGGUCGACAGUUCUACAGUUGUCCUCAAGGCCCAAAUUCCCCUUGUAACUUCUUUCAGUGGGCUGAUGGAAACACUGGCGGUGGUGGUGGGCGUGGAAGGGGUGGUAGUAGUAGUUGGAAUAACGGACAAGGAGGUGGAGAUGCUGGAGGUGGUUACAGUAGAGGAGAUAACAGCAACUGGGGUGGACCACCAGCUCGUGGUCGUGGAAGAGGACGAGGCGGUAGUGCAGGCACUGCUCCGAAGCGACCGAAAGCUUCAGCUGGAGGUGGAACUUCUAAACGCAAAUGUGGAAUUUGUGGUGUUGAAGGUCACACUAAACGAACGUGUCCUCAGAAUAACUAAAGAUGAACUAUUCAUUUGUUAUUUCUCAAUUGCAAAUGAAAGAACCAUCAGAUUAUUUAUAUUGUGAUUAGACUACAAGUGCCUAAUUAAAAUAAGAG